This is a messenger RNA of Metarhizium album ARSEF 1941, 3558 nucleotides long. RefSeq names its product DUF726 domain protein. The transcript has 2 exons. NCBI's taxonomy places the organism in Eukaryota, Fungi, Ascomycota, Sordariomycetes, Hypocreales, Clavicipitaceae. The record is from RefSeq and is a predicted model, not a curated record. Bases 1 to 3558 code for a protein of 1185 amino acids.
AUGGUCAGCACCAAGGACGCCGAGCCCGACGACGCUGCUGCCAAGAAGUCGCCGCAAGCUUCUGUCCCUGCUCCUGCGGCCGCCCAGCUUGAAACCGACGAUUUUGGCCUGCCCAUUCGACGUUAUGCAACCCCGACUGCCGAUGCGGCACUGCCCAAGUCUGGCGUGGGGCCCAGCGACGUGGCGGCGACUUCGAAAACAACAGAGCAAGUGAAUUAUAAGUCAGACGAUUCAGACUCACCAAUUACUCAUCCCGAACCGAAGGAUCAAAAGCCGCCCUCUUCACCUGCGGGCUCAAAAAGCUGCAAUCCAGAAGCAAAGAGCGAUAGCGAGAGCGACGAUGCCCCCUUUGUGGAUGCACCGAACGCAAUGCCCGCAAAUUCGUCUACCGCUGCGCCUGCUUCCAAGUCUGAAGUGUUGACAUCGGAAGCACAGGCCUCGAGUCUGAACUCAGAAAAAGAAGGCGAAGAAAAGGAACGUGUCGCGACUUCGAUACCUGCUGCGAGUCCGGACGCGAUGGCUACUGCACGCGGUCCGCCAACCCCAAAUCCGCAAUCCGAAAAGGCCGACCCUGUUGCCAAUGGCACAAAGACCCCUGUGCAAGAUGAGAAACAGCCCGAAGUCACUGCGACUUGCUCGAAGCCGACUGACAAGAAGCCCAAGGUUUCGCAUGUCCGCGAUGCCAGUGUGGCUAGCAUUGGUGGUGGCCCUCACCCUGGCCUCUCGGAAUUCUCGCAUCAGCAACUUUCCAUGCAACAUGAAGAGAAAAAGGAUGACGAUGAUGGUGGUUGGCAGACCAUGCCAGCGUUCGCUCCGUACGACAUUUAUGAUGACGACAAUCGCUUGAUUGCGCGAGAGCACCAUGAGGAAGACGACGAAAAAUAUGGUUACAGCGGCCUCGGAGGAGCUGGAAAGGGGUACACCCGUGUUAUAAUGGACGAGGAUGCCGAGUCUGCUACUAGCUUGGACGACAACACACAGUAUCUUUUCCAGGAGUCACGGAAAGGCACGGGUCUUGCCGACGACGAGGGUCGUGAUGCGGUCUCUCAAAUGCAAGCUACAAAGGACCUUUUGACCGAGGGCCAGAGAAUAGCUUAUGUCGGGGUAGUGCGCCUGGAGAUGGCCAAAAUGGUCAAGGAGGGAGAAGAACUGGAGGUCACCAAGAAAACGAAAAAGAUGGUCAAUAUAAGUGCCGAAUCCCAGAAGAUGUGGGGUCAGAAGAUGAUGAUUCGCCUCUACUCUCACAUGGAUAUCAGCGAAGCAGAACAAGUCAUGAUCGAGCAACUUGCUGAGCAUGGCGUUGUGCCCAAGGACCUGACUCCAGCGCUUCAUGCCAACUCUAGAGUCCAUAAUCCCAUGGCCCAGGAUCGCACAUCAGUCGACGAAGGCACCAGCUCAUGUUCCGUGUCCUCUGGACCCGCGACUCCCAAUGACGAAAAGCCGGCCGAAAUGCCGCCACCGUAUGAAAGCAUCGACCAUAGCGAGGUGCCUGACGUCCAGACACCCUCUCAACUCCCAACCACCGAUAAAAUAGACAUCGAUUUACGUUGGACCGUUCUGUGCGAUUUGUUUCUCAUCUUGAUUGCUGAUUCUAUAUACGACGCCCGCUCCCGGGUGCUUCUGGAGCGUGUGGCCGACAGUCUGGAAAUUUCAUGGAUCGAUAUAUGCAAAUUCGAGAAGAGGGUCACCGACGCUCUGGAAAUGCAACAAGCUGCUGAAAAAGAGAACUGGAACGAAGAGGCGCACAUGGAGUCUCGGAGAAAACAGGCGCAAAAGAGGAGAUAUAUGAUGAUGGGCCUCGCAACCGUGGGAGGUGGGUUGGUUAUUGGAUUGUCAGCUGGGCUACUCGCGCCUGUCAUUGGAGCCGGUCUUGCUGCUGGCUUCACCACCAUUGGCGUCACCGGCACGAGUAGUUUUCUGGCUGGAGCAGGUGGUGCUGCCAUUAUUACUUCAUCAGCAGCUGCUUCGGGUAGUCUGAUUGGCGGUCGAGCUGCCAAUCGACGAACAGGUGCGGUAAAGACGUUCGAAUACCGGCCGCUGCACAACAACAAGCGAGUCAAUCUCAUCGUGACGGUAUCGGGCUGGCUGACGGGAAAAGUGGAUGACGUUCGUUUGCCCUUCAGCACAGUGGAUUCUGUCAUGGGAGACAUAUAUUCCGUGUUGUGGGAGCCAGAAAUGCUGCGAAGUAUGGGCGACACCAUUAAUAUUUUAGCUACAGAGGCACUCACCCAAGGUUUGCAGCAGAUUCUGGGUAGCACCAUUCUCAUGAGUUUGAUGGCCGCCUUGCAACUGCCUAUUGUUUUGACAAAGUUGUCAUACCUGAUCGACAACCCCUGGGCCGUCUCGCUUGACAGGGCCACGGCCGCAGGCCUGAUUCUGGCCGACUCCCUCAUGGAUCGCAGUCUGGGAACGCGACCAAUUACUCUUGUUGGAUACUCUAUAGGCGCGAGAGUCAUCUUCUCGUGCCUGCAGGAACUUGCCAAGCGUGGCGCGUACGGGCUGAUACAAAACGUUUACCUCUUUGGUUCACCGGUUGUUGUCAAGCAAGAUGAAUUCCUCCGAGCAAGGACUGUUGUAUCGGGACGUUUUGUUAAUGCCUAUAAUCGCAACGACUGGAUCCUUGGAUAUCUUUUCCGGUUAACUAAUGGCGGCAUUCGCCGAGUCGCCGGACUGGCUCCGGUUGAGGCGCCUUGGGUGGAGAACAUGGAUGUUACGGAGGAGGUACCGGGCCAUAUGCAAUAUCGAACCGCGAUGCCUUCCCUCUUGAUAAAAUGUGGUUGGAUAGUAGAAAGCGAAGAAUUUACCGAAAUAGAGGAUCCCGAUCCCGAUAAUCACGAGGAGCGACAGCGAGAACUUAUCAGCGAAAUCGAAGAAGCUCGGAAGGAGCUAGAAAGGGAGGGCAAGGCCAAAAAGAGCGGUGGUUUCAGUCUCUUUGGACGGCGCAAGAAGGCUGAUCGCCAGGAGUGGGAAGUGUACGAGGAGUCUGCUGCCAAGGGGGGCAAGGGAGACAGUAAUGGCGGCAAGGUAGAGGAUCAGAUUGGCAACAAUCACGGCGUUCUUUUCGAUGUUGAUGCUAUCCGGGCGGAAUUAGCCAAGGAAGCGCACGGAGAUUCAGACAUGGAAAUGGCUCUUCAAGUCAAGGAGAUUGAGUCGACCCUACCGCCCAUGAAGCUUGACAUUCCGCCGACCAGGCGAUCUCUCUCAUCCCCAAUAGCAGAUGCGCGAGGCUCUCUGCGGGAGACCAAGAGCGCUGACAUUCUCACGGUUGGGGGCAUGGGCUUUGGGAGCACCAAUAGAUCUCGGGAGCCAUCCCCGUAUCACACGGAUGCGCAUGAGGAAGAAGUUCAAAUGACGUUUGACACGUCAUUCAACGACUCGGCACAAGUACAUGCGCAUGCUGCCCCGUCAGCCAAGGGCGAGAGCAGCCUCGGCAGUCUCGGCCGUCCGGGAAUGGAGAGUUCACAAACAUUGCCGAAUAUGCCUAUUUCGGACCCAUGGGCUGACGCGGAGGACGAGGACUUUGGGAAAGAGAAGGAGAUUUCGAUGACUUUUGCAUAA